Molecule: messenger RNA, 5855 nt
Organism: Ostrinia nubilalis (European corn borer)
Lineage: Eukaryota; Metazoa; Arthropoda; Insecta; Lepidoptera; Crambidae
Gene: scra
Product: anillin
Exons: 21
Coding region: 152-4117 (1321 amino acids)
Biological process (GO): septin ring organization; mitotic cytokinesis; actomyosin contractile ring assembly
Cellular component (GO): actomyosin contractile ring
Source: RefSeq, a predicted model, not a curated record
CGGUAACGGGCGAAUAUUUCUGAAAGUGUUUUCAUCUCGAAAACUUGAAUUUGCGUUUGUAAAAGCAAGUUUUAAUUAAUUUAAACACUAGUGAAAAUAAUGUUAGUGUGAGCAGUUGUGUUUUCUGUGUAAUUACCAUACAUGUUGAAUAAUGGAUCCCUUUACUCAGCGUAUGUUGGAAAGAGCGCGUGCCAGACAAGAGAAAAUCGACCAGAAACUGGCUAGUUCUGGCCAGACAGUGCCCAAGAGGAAACCUUUGACUGAAAACAUCAGUGUUAUAAAGAAUGCGAGUCCCAUCAGGUCUCCUAGUAAAGCUAAAGAGAGUGUAUUGUCUCCUAGAAAGUCCUUGAAGUCGGAAUUACCGGCUAAGACUGUUACACGGAGGCCAAGUUUGCAGAAGAGUCAAAAUGCGGUGGUUUCCCCACAGAAGUCUAGAAAUGAUGUUGUUGUGACAAAAAAAGAGUUCAGCAGUCCUAGAGGAAGCAUAGGGAGGCGUAAUUCUGAUGUUUCGCUGGAGAUAAACAUCACUCAUAGGAAUGAUAUCAAAGUGGAUGUCCAAAUUGAAGAGAUAGAUGCCCCCAUCUCAGUGGUAUACAAUACGAACAGUGACAGUGAUAGUAAUGUGGUGAUAAAAGAAAUUGAAGACGGUUCAACAAAGAUGCCACUGGAACAGGCUCCUGAGGAAACCGAACACAAAACGGAGAAAGCUGGCACCCGACACAACUUCAAGUCACGUCUGGACAGGCUCGGCAAUUUGUAUUCGGAUGAGCCAAACCUAUCGUCACCCAUCCACCGCACCGAGCAAGACUUCUCCGCAGCCACUCCGCCUAAACAGCAACCGGUGAGAGAGAAGGCUCCGGAUGGGAAGCGGAAGUUUGGUCGUCUUGCUGCCCUGGCUGACCAGAUCAACAACUGGGAGGAUGACCUCACGCAUCAUACCUUUAAUCCUGAGCCAGUCAAGAAAACAACAAAAGCUGAGAAGAAGCAUGAGAAACUGGAUGCGUCAACACUGGAUGUGUCCAUACAUUCGUUCAAUGAUAUCAACAAUGUCCUCAAGAAAACUCCUGCAAAGUCUGCACAGCCCUCAAAAGCAUCUAACACGCGGCAGUCAUCUAAGCCAUCAGUCAACGAGUGCCAGAGGCUCCAAAGACAAAUCAUUGCUGAGCUGGAGGGCGAGGGCUACCGGCGAGUCUCCGCCGGCAAAUCGCGGCUGGUGUACGACUUUACCGCGACGGAAAACGCCGAUCCCGCCCGACAGGAGCCGAAGCGCGCAUCGACAACCCCCAGUGCCGCUCCAGCCCCCAACAUGGCCGCAAUGGUAGCCAGCGCGCCGCCGGUCGCCGCGACGGUGACUAAAAAACCCUCGCUCAAGAAAUACAGGGCUCCCACGCCGCCCAGCAAGAACCAGCUCGGCGACGACGAGGAUAAAGACAAAGAGAACAACGCCGCACAGGCAGAACAAGAAAGCGAUGACGCAAGCGAUUGUAUACAAACAAAGCCGGAGCCGGCUGAUCAAAAACCGGCGGCCGAGAAGGGCUCGCCCGCGGCUAAGAGAAUCGCGCCCAAGCUGAAUGGGAAUGUUGACAGAAGCUCAGUGUUGUCCAGAGCUGCCAUGUUCGAAGCGGGCAGCCCGAGGAAUAAGGACCCCGCCGAAAUGUCUUUACGCGAACGCAAAGCGCUGUUCGAAAAAAACAAGGGCGCCGCUAUAGUGCCCAAGGCGCCCUUCGGCAUGGCACCCUCGGCCAAAACCCUGCACGGCGACAAUAAAGACAAAGCAAAGUCCCAGACCAGUGCGAAGACGACGCCCACAAAAUCAAACAUCUCGACAAACUCGAGAGCAAACUCCAAGGACAGUUUGGCUGAUGACAAUGUUAGCCAGACCUCUGUAGGAGGGAUCAAAGGGAAACUUGCAGCUCUAUUCAGUAAAGAGCAGACGAUAAGCGAGACGACGAUAGCUAAUAAGUUCAAGCAGGAAAGAGAGAAAGAAAUGGAGAUGUUGCAGAACAGAUUCAAUUAUAAGCCCCCAAAAGAAACGCCGGCUCACGACAACGGCGAUUCUGACGACGAGCAAAGUGACAAUGACCGUUCGGAGAAGGCGCCGCUUAUGGGCAGUGCGCUUAACCUCGCGAACGCCGCGAAGAAACCUGAAAUAAUCGCCAAUGUGCCAAAAGUCACGUUCGACGACAAAACCAAAGCCCAGGAGCUCAUAGACAAGGAGGCGGAGAAAGAAAAAGUCGUUGGAUCGCAACCAGUUAAAAGGAGAAGUUCCCAAGACUCCCCAGUAGUACUUUCAGUUCUGGAAGACGUAAAACGGAUAAAAGUGAACAGCAAAAAGGAACCACUGACAAACGGCCUGGUGUUACAGCAGCCUGGUCUCUACCCCCACCUGUCUGACAUAGAGACUGACAAUUCAAAUACCCAGGAGGAGUUCUCCGACUGUGGAGGCUCAAGCACGGACGAACGUCUCAACGACAAUUUGAACAAGUCCGACAACUGGGCGGAGACAUCUUUUGGAAGAGAAGUCAUGAACGUCGUAAAGAAAAACAACACAAGCUACAAAAAAGCGGUCCGUGAAAGCGAUUCCGAUGACACUCACAGCGCUUGCGAUAGCGAACUAGACGAUAUGCUGGAUGAGGCGCUGAACGAGGAUGGGCCCACGCCUCCCAAGGUUAAUAAGCACGGCAGCGUAACAUCUUCGUCCAGUUUUGUGUACCAAGAGAAGGCGCAAUUCAAGUCGCCGCAGAAGCCCAAGCCUCCCCAACACACCACCACCCCCAGGGUAGACCGGGGUAACGAGCUGGUCCAUAGCGUCAGCUUCUAUAGGAGGAUGCAGAAUGCGUCAUCAACGCCCACAACGCCUAUGCGAGUGGUCCGCCACGGCUCGCCCGAGCGAGAGAUCCCGGCGACUCCCGAUGAGCCGGCCGCCGCCGUCACCGUCCGACAGCGGGUGAAGGAACUGCAGAACGAGAUCGCCAAGCAGCAGACUGUCAUCUCGCAGGCCAGUCAAGCAUUGAAUCUAUGCGCCUCUACUAUCGAAUUCAGCGGGUCUACCGAACAAGCUGAAGGAGAGAGACUGCUUCUAUUAGCAACUCACCGCCGCCAAGCGUGCCUCCACGAGGUCCAAAGGCUACAAGUGGAGGGCGCGGGCCCGGCCGCCACCGCCGGCAUGGCGUCGCUGCACAUCCACGGGCUCAGCGUGCCCUUGCGGCGCGACUACGUGCGCCAGCUCAACGCAGACGGCGCCUGCGGGCACCACGCGGUGUGCCUGCUGAAGUGCCGCGACCGCGUGCUGGCCAGCAGCAUGCCGCGCACGCAGCCCAGCGCCGCGCUGCUGCACUUCCCCGACGAGAUCCGCAUGGACCACCUCACCAGCGACUUUAAGGUGACAGUUGAAGUGUAUUUACUUCAAGCAUCCAAAGAAUCCCUUCCGCACGACGUCAAAUAUCACAUCAAUAACAAAAAGUCAAACUCCAAGCUCCUCACGCCCAAGUCCAAAGUAUCAGAGCUGAAAGCCCCGCGCGUCCAGAGCCCGGCCGGGCCGCUGUCGGUGCGCAGCCCGCAGUUCCAGCUGCACGGCUACUGCAUCUUCGCGCUGCAGCAGGCCAGCAGGAAGACAUUCACUCUAAAUAAGGUCCCUUGCGGCAGCCCUCUCGAAGGCUCCGUGAACAUAGACAUCAAAGCGCGCGUGCGAGUGGACGCACCGCCGCCUCACGCCGCCUUCCUGACUGCCUUCGAUGACGUAUCGGGGCUAGGGGCGUGGCACCGCCGCUGGUUCAGACUCUGUGCGCCCACGCUGGCUUAUUGGAAGUAUCCUGAUGACGUUACCAAAAAGCUACCAAUCGGCGACAUCGACCUAUCAACGAUCGUGUCAGACAAAGUAGUCCGGGCGCCCAGAGACCUCUGCGCUCGCCCUAACACAAUAAUGCUGGAAGCCGCCGUGCCCGCCGGCCUCAUAGUCCCGGACAGCGGCUCGCUGGUCUACGUCCGGCGUCCGGACGGCUCACUCGUAAGGAGGCACCUGCUCGCCGCGGACACGCCUAAAGAUAGAGACAUGUGGCUGGAUUGCUUGAACAAAGCACUGGAGUAUGUUAGAUGUUGCGCCACUGAUGAUGAUUGAGUGGUAUGAUGUCGUGUUGAGUGUAAAAUUGUGGAUAUUUUGUUAGUUAUGUAAUAGAAACUAUCAUUUCUUAUUGUCAUCAGAAAUAGUCACAAGUUUUGCUAUUUGUAGGACAGUUGACAGUAUAUCUAUCUUACUUUUGUUUACAAAAAGGCUCAUAAUGCAACUACAUCAAAGUACCAUAGUAUUCUGCCUUCUGUACCUUAUGAGCAAAUUCAGACUUAACAGAGUUUUUAAGGCAAAUAUUUAAGGCACAAUCACCAACAGAUAAUAAUUAGAUUCAGAAUUUAUUGGAAAGUUUUUAAUAAUGUGUUAGCAUCUGCUGUCAACUGUCAACCUACAUAAUCUGGCAGAUUUCACGGUAAAAGCUGACAAAUUACUAAUACAUAUUCUUGGUUCAAUAAUAUGACUGUAUAAUAUACAUUGAUAGCCAGGUGCUUAUUUUUAACGAAUUCAUAGCGAUUAGUAUUAUAUCGUACUUAGUACCUUAGACAUUGUAUUUUAAUGGGACCAUUUUAUUGAUAGUGCUUGCAACGUGUAUGCAGCUUGUAUUAUUGUUAGUUUGACUGAUUUUAGCUUUAAUGUGACGACUAAUACUUUACGAAGUGUAUUGUUAACUAAAACCCGACUAAGUUAACUGCGCAUCUAGCUGGAAUGCGACUCUCAAUUGCACUCACCCGUUUUCACCUCCCCACGUUUGCCCCGUCCGUACCAUACGCCCGUAUUCACAAACGAUACUUGCUUAAGUGAAGCAGAAAAUCGAACGCACAGCGUUGAAUAGAGCUCUGCGAUUGGUUCAUGUGUCACCCAGUGCGUCCACGCGCACUGUGAGACCUCACAGUAAUGUUUGUGAAUACGGGCGAGAGCGUCUAUGUGACGUCACGGCUGCCAGGUGCGCAUUUAACUCGACCGGAUGACAUAUUGGUACAGAAUUUUGAUAAAACAUUUGUUUUAUCAAGAAUUCUGAUUUUAUUUGAGUAAUUUUACUCACAUUUGAGUCUAAAUACAUUCAGAAACCACGUUCAAAACUCGAUAAUAAUAACUCGGAAUAGGAAUCGUAAAAACAUUGGAAAUUUAAUUUUACUGACUCGAUUUAAGCACUGGAAUUGAUAUAUUUUUUAAAAGAAACAUCAUUUUAUUGUAAUGCUUACAUGUCUUACAAGUAUAAUUUAAUUAAAUGUAACUUUUAUGUUUUAUGCAAGUUUUGAAUUAUUAACUAAUAUUAUUUACAUACUACUAUUUUAAUGUCAUUAAUUAACAAUUACUACAAUCAUGUACCACCAAUUAACUUUUACUUAAUUUUACGUUGUGUGUAUGCGUUUUAUCAUGUUUUAUCUUUACAUACUUAAUUUUAGCUAACACCUUAAUGUUUAAAAAUUGCGAAAAUAGUAGUCUUUUGAAUUUUUCUCUCAUGAUAAUGACAAAAGUUAAAUUUCCUUUGAACAACAUUUUAAAGGUAAAGGCGAUCUUACUGACCAAAUUAGGUACAUAAAAAUUCAAGUACUAAUCAUUUUAUUGUAGUGUAAUUAAAAAAUUCGUGUAAGGCACUAGUCUAGGUAUAAAAAUACCUUCCUAGGAGUAUCGUAUUAUUUUAUUAUACUUAUUUGUUUUGUUGUCCCAUUCUCUCAAUACAGUACACAUGACUGCAAUUCAUUUUGAAUUAGUUAUUGGUAAAAUAUUGCAAUAAUAUUAUAUUAUUAUUUCUGUACAUAAAAUCAAUUUAUUCCAAUAAAGUAAU